GCGCACAGUGUGUGACACGAGGAGUUGGUGGCCGGGGCCGGGCGGUGCACCGGUCGGUCCAGUUCAUCCUGCUGCGAGGAGCCGCGGUCGUUGUCAUCGUCCCGUCACGGUUUCACUCAGCGACUGGUAGGAGCCAGGAAAGUAUUUGAAAAGGAUGGCAAAGAACAAAUCAAAGGCACAGAAACACAAAGAUGUUUUCAAAGUUGUCAACAGCAAAAAUAUAAAAGCCAAAAGCAAAACCAAACCUGUAACUACAAGUCUGAAGAAGAUCAACAUUAUGAAUAGUGAAAAAGUUUCUAAAGUCAAUAAAGCAUUUGCUGAAGUACAAAAAGAGAUCAAGAACUUAUCCAAAGACACAACUGCAAAGAAACCACUGCAGAUUUCAAGACCUCCUACGGCUGAGCUGCUGAACGUGGAAGCUACAACUCAGUUGUUUUCACAGUUAUGAAAUUCAAAAAUUGCUUUCAGUGGACGUUAACCUAAGUAGUGUACAGCACACACGAGUACAAAAGGAUUUUAAUGUUUUAAAUUUCAAGCAUCUACAGUUAGUUUUCUUUGGUAUACAAAUCAACUGGAGAAUCUAAUCAGCUGUACCAGAGGAAAUGAACCAAAUGCAUUUGCCUUCAACAAGUUCAAUUUCAAGAUUUGAUAAUUUGCUUUUGACAGAAGUAUGUAUUUAGACAAUCAGUUCAGAAGAUUACAUUUGAUAAAUGCUGCAUGUUGUAUAUUUUUGUAUUGUGUUGGAGAAAAUAGGGUAAAUUUGGAAUGGUAUUUUUGAGCAAUAAAUGUACUUGUUUCUAUAGUGUCAGUCAUGCUGCAGUCCUCUUGUUUUCAGCACCUAUUUUAUAUUAAUAAGACAUUAGGCUGAAUGUGUUUAGUAAAUUCCUUUAGUCAAUCUCAAAGUUUGAACAACAAAGACCAUUUAAAGAAAGUGCAGUCCAUCAGCAGCAAUAGACACAAUCAGAAGCAAAAGGAAUUUUUGUUUGGAAAUGGCAGUGUGAAGAGAAUUUUUCCCCAUAUUUCUUGAAUGAGAUAACUCAAAGGAGGGGUUUAUUAUGACUGUGAAUUUCUUUUCCAAUUUGACAAUAUCCCCACAUUUGUAGAGCAAAUACUAACUGCUGGAUGUACGUAGCUUCAAGAAUUUUUUUGGGGUGAUUGCAAGUAGUUUUGAAAGAAGCUGUCAGAGGUCUUUGUGGUUUGUUGGUACUGCUGGAAUUAUCAAUAACUGUUAAAGAUCAUACACAUAGUGGCAACUUUACGACUGUCUACAUGAGUUGCUGCCACACGAUUGGCCAAUUAGAUAUUUGCUUAAUGAGCAGGUGUACCUAAUAAAGUGGCCAUUGAAUAUAAAUAUAUACUUUAACAUUUAUGAUGUAUGAGUAACUUUAAUAUUUCCAGAAAUGCAAAUUGUUACUUUAGUUAAAUAAAAACAAGCUGCUGGAGGAACUCAUCAGAUUAUGAAGCAUCCGUGGAGGGAGGUGGACAGUUAUUAUUUUGGGUUGAGACCCAUUAUUUGGACUGGAUGAGAGAACCAUUUACUGGCACCCGUUCUAUCCUUCAUUUUUUUUUUUACAAUUGUCAGAAAUUAUCAAUUCCAAGGCAUUGCUAAUUUGACAUACAAAAUUUUGUUCAGACUGACGGAAAAUACCAACUUUGUUUUUUAAAGCAUCAGUCCAAAUUCUGGAACUAUUUAACCAAUAGCACCAUGCUUGAUACACCAAAUGUACUGCAAAGGUUCAAGGUCUACAACCAAGUACUGCUGGUUGAUACAUUCAGACCUUGUUGCUGAGGCCCACAUCCUGCAAAUGGUAAGUAAAUCCAAGCAUUUCACAUAUUCAAGAAACAUGUGAAUAAGGCUGAUUUCUGUUAAUCUUUGAAUUAAUGUAGAUUAAUAUAUUAAUUUUUUUUUCAGUAUUUAAUAAUUGACAUCAACAGCAAAUUUUUGUAUUUUCUAGCUUUUGACACAUUAUAAGAUGUUUAUGAAUAAAAUGAGAAAAAU
This is a messenger RNA of Mobula hypostoma (lesser devil ray), 1999 nucleotides long. RefSeq names its product ribosomal biogenesis factor-like. Gene Ontology annotation, biological process: ribosome biogenesis. The transcript is spliced from 4 exons. The coding region runs from base 155 to 448 and encodes 97 amino acids. Lineage: Eukaryota; Metazoa; Chordata; Chondrichthyes; Myliobatiformes; Myliobatidae. Gene Ontology annotation, cellular component: nucleolus. The record is from RefSeq and is a predicted model, not a curated record.